CGUGCUAUCUCACUGACAUUGGAGCGCUCAAUGGUGGAUCUAUUGCCUUCGCUACUGCUUCAAACCUUUCUACCUUUCUACUAAUAUCAGAGGGUUGUCUACUUUUUGUUAAUUUACCCUUAAUUUAAUCCACAGAGUUGGUUGAGCUGACAUAAACAACUUCACCUCUUUUAACCUUUUUUUUUUCAACGUUAUUUUUAUCCUGUUUUUUCUUGUUUUACCUCAGCUCUGGUAGGAGUGUCUCCUGUGAGUGUUCAUUUGUUUUUCGUUUUUGAAGGUCUAACCAUUGUUUUUCAUUUUAUAUUUAGCCUAUCUAAGAAUUGAAGUAAGUUACUCAUAAAAAAUUAAAUCAUAAUUACAUUCCGAUUUUUUAACAAUCUUUUCUCUUUUUACUAGUUCUAACUUUUUUACCUUUUUGGUUUGGAGUGGCCUGCAGCCCUUAAGGGGGUGUCUUCAAAGAUGUUAAUAAUUUCUACAUCUGGAUUUAGAUAGUGGAGUCUUUUUUACAGUCUUUUUUACAGUCUUUUUUACAGUCCUGUUCUAUACAGCAUCAAAAUGCUGCAUUCACAUUGUUUUCUGUGCGUUGGAGUCUUAUUUGUGGCACUUGUUGAGAGCCGAAUGCUGGACAAAUGCAUGAAAUCAAAACCCAAAUACACCAUGAACGUUGUACUUUUGGAGGAUGAAACCUCAGACUGGAGCCUAGUGUUUGUAAGGCGUGCAGUGGUGCAAGCAAUUAAAGCGGACAGGCAACUGAACAUUGCAGCAGGUACAGAAACAUGUAUUUAUUUUUUAAUUUGAACUUACUUUAAUUUCAACAUUAAACGAAUGUGUCAGUGAUAAACAUAAUUCAGCUGUAACCUAUCACACAAUCCUAUUGGACAUUUCAUUAUGCUUGAUAACAAUUAUCUCAUCCUCCUACAACACUCUCUCCCUUGCCAAGGUUUGAACAUCACAUUAACGGCUAAUUUCAGAGGGUUCAACACCACGCUGUACAAACGCAGGGGCUGUGGGAGCAGCACCUGUGAGGGAGUGGAGAUACUCAAGUCCCUGCAUGUGAGCCAGUCUUUUUUAGACUGUAAUGUCCAUUCCCAUCUUGAUACCAUCUCUUCCAGGAGACCAUUGCUACUUGAAGAUAUUAUAUGUUGACUGACAGACUGAUUUAGAUGUGCAGAUGAGAAGAAUAAUUGCCAUUGAAGUGUAAUUUCAACCAUUCACUUUAGGCGUAUAAUUUGCAUCCGCUUGGCUACUAAAACUGUUCUAAGACAUCAGGUGGAGAAGUUCCCAUUUUUACGGACAUACAGUACCAGUCAAAAGUUUGGACACACCUACUCAUUCAAGGGGUUUUCUUUAUUUUUACUAUUUUCUACAUUGUAGAAUAAUAGUGAAGACAUCAAAACUAUGAAAUAACACAUAUGGAAUCAUGUAGUAACCAAAAAAGUGUUAAACAAAUCAAAAUAUAUUUUAGAUUCUUCAAAGUAGCCACCCUUUGCCUUGAUGACAGCUUAGCACACUUGGCAUUCUCUCAACCAGCUUCAUGAGGAAUGCUUUUUCAACAGUCUUGAAGGAGUUCACGGUGGGAACCACACAUGCAGAGAUCAUCCGUUCACCUACUCUGUGUCUCACAAAGACACGGUGGUUGGAACCAAAAAUCUCAAAUUUGGACUCAUCAGACCAAAGGAGAAGAUUUCCACCGGUUUAAUGUCCAUUGCUCGUGUUUCUUGGCCCAAGCAAGUCUCUUCUUCUUAUUGGUGUCCUUUAGUAGUGAUUUCUUUGCAGCAAUUCGACCAUGAAGGCCUGAUUCAUGCAGUCUCCUCUGAACAGUUGAUGUUGAGAUGUGUCUUUUACUUGAAGUCUGUGAAGCAUUUAUUUAGGCUGCAAUCUGAGGUGCAGUUAACUCUAAUGAACUUAUCCUCUGCAGCAGAGGUAACUCUGGGUCUUCCUUUCCUGUGGCGGUCCUCAUGAGAGCCAGUUUCAUCAUAGCGCUUGAUGGUUUUUGCGACUGCACUUGAAGAAACUUUCAAAGUUCUUGACAUUUUCCGUAUUGACUGACCUUCAUGUCUUAAAGUAAUGAUGGACUGUCAUUUCUGUUUGCGUAUUUGAGCUGUUCUUGCCAUAAUAUGGACUUGGUCUUUCACCAAAUAGGGCUAUCUUCUGUAUACCACCCCUACCUUGUCACAACACAACUGAUUGGCUCAAACGAGAAAUUCCACAAAUGAAAAGGCACACCUGUUAAUUGAAAUGCAUUCCAGGUGACUACCUCAUGAAGCUGGUUGAGAGAAUGCCAAGAGUAUGCAAAGCUGUCAUCAAGGCAAAGGGUGGCUACUUUGAAGAAUCUCAAAUAUGAAAUAUAUUUUGAUUUGUUUAACACUUUUUGGGUUACUACAUGAUUCCAUAUGUGUUAUUUCAUAGUUUUGAUGUUUUCACUAUUAUUCUACAAUGUAGAAAAUAGUACAAAUAAAGAAAAAGCCUUGAAUGAGUAGGUGUGUCCAAACUUUUGACUGGUACUGUAUACUGUCAAUGACUAUACUGAAACUAAACAGUAAUUUCAGUCCAUUGGGCAGAUCAGGAGGGCCUAUAAGAUUAAUAAAGAUUACAUUAUUUUAGAAAGAGAAAUUAGACAGGGACGAGCCCUUCCCCAUUACUCAACAACAUGAGUGCCUAUGUUUAUGUACAGAUUUGUUUGUGCUCCAGGCUAAAGGUGAGGUGGGAUGUGCCAUGCUGGGACCUUCCUGUACAUUUGCCACUUUCUUUAUGGUGGAGUAAGUUCUCUCUCUGUCUUGUACGCACACACGCAUGUUAAUGAUCCCUGUCUCUGUCAUCCCCAUUGAAAAAGUAUUUGUUUUGCCUGAUUACUAGUAGUUGAUGAUGUGUACGUGUGGUAAAUGACCCACUAGGUGAUUAUGAUAAUAGCGUUCAUUGUUAUGCUGGUUUAUAAUAUCCUGUCCCGUAAGAUAAGGACAGAUUGACCUGCAGGUCAUGAUCCCUCUAUUUGGAGAACUGUGUGACCCCUGGUCUGUGUGUGUCUCAGUGUGGAGAUAGGCCUGACCUUGACUAUCCCCAUCAUCUCUGCUGGGAGCUUCGGUCUGUCCUGUGACUACAAGGCCAACCUGACCCGCCUGCUGCCCCCGGCACGCAAGAUCUCCAACUUCUUUGUCCACUUCUGGAACUUCACCAGACAUGGUCUGAAGACGCACUGGGAGAGGGCUUAUGUCUACAAGAAGGCAGACCAAACUGAAGAUUGUUUUUGGUGAGAGGGAACACCUGUGCAUUUGAAAUGGAAUUUCCGCCAUGUACACACAUACAGACAGUACAGAGAUGCUCAUUGCAUGUGUAUGGUAGACUGUAACACUGUAACAUACAUAUCUAGAGUAAGUUUGAUGCCAGGGAGAGAAGCGUUUAUUGUUGGGUACUCCAUGGUGCACCGUUACAUCACUUCCCUUUUGCCAUCUUCAUAGGUACAUCAAUGCUCUGGAGGCACCCUCGGUCCAGUUUGCUAUGUCAAUCUCAAGAGAGAUGCUACGCAGCAAGACAGAGCUAAAGAAAGCUCUUCAGUCUGAAAACAGACACAGCAACGGUGUGUGCCUCUCUCUGUCUUCUUCAAUACCUUCUCAAGUCUUAUCCAUGCUUUACACACCAGCCACUGGUUCCACCCCGAAUAGGAAGUAAAUCAAUGGUUACUUAAAACAAAACUUUUGUAACCUAUCUACAUGCUUUUAGGUGUUAUUUCAUCACACAGCUUUAUCACCCCUGCACAAUGUUUUUCAGUAUUCAUUCUCUGUGGAACCCCAGAUGACAUCACCACUAUAAAGAACGAUACAACGAUUCCCCCAGAAAUUGUCUUCAUCCUCAUCGAUAUCUAUAAGUGAGACUGGUUUUGGUAGUUUGUUACACUGCAUUGCAUUGUUUUUUAGGGGACCAUGAUUGAAAGUUGAAACCAUGUAACUUUUCUAUCUCCUAGCCACGGGUAUCACACUAACAUGACUGCCAGCCCAAGCAUGGACAAUGUUCUGGUGCUCACCUUGCCUGAGAGACAAUACAACAACACAAUAGUUUACAACAGCACGGUUAGUCCCUGCUCCACUCAUCUGUCUUCAUUCCUCAGUUCUUCUGACUUCCUAAUGUCUAAACAGAGAUACCAUCUCUCUCUCUCUCUCUCUCUCUCUCUCUCCUCUCUCUCUCUCUCUCUCUCUCUCUCUCUCUCUCUCUCUCUCUCUCUCUCUCUCUCUCUCUCUCUCUCUCUCUCUCUCUCUCUCUCUCUCUCUCUCUCUGUCUUCCUGACUGCUCCCCCUCUCCUGUUGCAGGAGUUAAAUGACUAUGUGGCAGGGUACCAUGACAGUGUGUUGCUCUUUGGCCAUGUGCUGAGGCAGAGGUUGACCAGUGAGCUGAGAGGCAGAGCGACACAGCCCCCUGCCACGGAUCUUCCCGAUGUAAACCCCUUCAGGAAUGUCUCCUUUCAAGGUAUAGGAGGGCCUGAUGACCAGAGCCAUGGUCCAUCCUGUCCUCAGUCCUCCAUUUAAACACCAUAACAAUUUAAGUCAGGCAAUGGUGAGAACCUAUACUUGUUGGACUUGGCAAAGCUGCUCGGCGGCAACCUUUAGCAUCUGAUCUUUGACUCUCGUCCAACGGGAACUUGCGCAAACCAGAACAGUAAAUGUUUUGUUUUUGUCACACCAUCGUCAUUCUCCACACAGGAAUGAAAGGCCACACAUUAUGCAGGAACCCAUUCACUUUGAUUUAUUUUACAGUUCAGUACAUGGCUAAUUAGUGUGUUCUCUCUUGGCUGACUUUUAUGGGCAAUGUUUCAAAUUUAGUCCAUUUACAGCUGAGGACCAUAGUAAUUCAGGUGGUUAUAUGUCUUCCACAACUUCUUGUAUUAGAUAACAUUUCCUAACCUGAACCUUGAAUAUAGCACUAGGUCGUAGCCUCAAUUUCUUUGGAAUUGUUACUCACAGUGGUGUGAUUAUUGAUGCUAUAAUGAGGGAGCAAAUGGUUGUUAAGGGCAGAUGUUCCGGUCAAGAGUUUUCUGCUCAGGAGGAUAAAUGGUGAUACUCUUAAAGGGUUAGAGAUAAUAGUGUGUGUCUGUGUGCAGGUAUGGGGGGACACUACGUGCUGGAUGAGAAUGGGGACAGGGACGUGAACUUCUCUGUGAUAUACACCUCCACUAUCGAUAAACAGGUACUAUUCAUCCAAUGUAACUGUUGGAAUGGUCACCAUCUCAGUCCCCUAUUAAACAGUAGCAGGACAUCGUUUAAUGAUCACUUAAUAACGCUGUCAUUGCACCUCUCCUCCAGUACAAAACCCUGUUUGUGUUUGAUACGUCCAUAAAUGAGACCAGAGUGGAGGACAGCACCCCCUCACUGCCCUGGCCUGGGUCCCAACUGCCAGAUGACAAGCCAAUCAAUCCUAACGGUAAUGACAUCUACGCUCUAGUAACAGGCCAGUAGCAGCUUCUACCCCCAAGCCAUAAGACUGCUAAACAGUUAAUCAAAUGGCUACCCGGAGUAUUUGCAUUGACCCCCUUAUUCUAUUCUUAUUUGUUCUUAUUUUUGCACUGACUCUCUUGCACAGGGUCGAUGUACACUCACUGGACUCUAACCACACACUCACACAUACUACACUGAAACUCCAACACACACACACACACACACACACACACACACACACACACACAAAACACACACACACACAUGCCUAUUGAUGCCAGACACACACACACACACAAACCCCCACACACACAUUCCUUCACACUCCUCACAUACGCUGCUGCUACUCUCUGUUUAUUAUCUAUGCAUAGUCACUUUACCCCUACCUACAUGUACAUAUUACCUCAAUUACCUCGACUAACCCGUACCCCUGUACAUUGAUUCGGUACCGUUUACCCUUGUAUAUAGCCUAUUUAUUGUUAUUUUAUGAUGUUACUAUUUUUCCUUUAGUUUAUACAAAAAAAAUCUUACUUACUUUUUAAAAACUCUGCAUUGUUGUUUAAGGGCUCUUAAGUAAGCAUUUCAUGGUAAGGUCUACAUUUGUUGUAUUUGGCGCAUGUGACAAAUACCAUUUUAUUUUAUUUAUAAACACUAGUGCUACUAGUAACAGUACAAAGUUUAUUCUAGUACACAAGCUCUUUUGAAGUUUGAUGUCUUGAUACGAAGAUACAGUAUUGGUGGGGGGAAUACUUAUUUUAUGUUUGUGAUUCCAGGUCUGCCGAUAAAGGAUAUCAUUGUGAUCGUCCUGAGUGUCAGUGUUGCGGUGGUGACUGCCAUCGCUCUGAUCUUCUACAGGUAAAAUAUGCACCACACCAACCUCUGUCUUCUCACUUCUGUCCAAUCACAUUGUUACUUGACAACAUGUCUCACUCACCUCUGUCUUUGUCUAUUUAUUAUUAUAAUUAUUAUUAUUAUUAUUAUAUUUACCCUUCAGUUCAGUCACUUUAAACCUGAUUACACAACUGUCACCAGUAUCCCUGACAUUGAUUGGUACUGAUAUUGACCUUGUAUAUAGUGUAUCUUUUCGUGUGAAUUUCUCUUAUUCUCAAGAGUAUAUGACUUAAUAUUACUGCAUUGUUGAGGAAGAGCUUGCAAGCAAGCGUUUCACUGCACUUUUUACACUUGCUGUAUCCUGUGCACGUGACAAAUAAACUCUGAUUUGAUUUGAUUUAUGGCCAAUAGGCAGAACAUGAAGGAACGUCAGAACCAAAAGAGGUGGUCCCACAUCAGCCCAUACCUGAUUGAUCCGCUGGAUGGGAAAGAGUUAAGCCUGGUCUCACUGAAGGUGAGCUCCUUCACCUCCUUCUUGUCAUGAUGUUUUUGCCUGUCUGUUUCUAUUUAUAGUAUGUCAUCUUUUAAACUUCCAUAAUGCAUGGUCAAUACAAGCUGGUGUUACGCUGAUGUUGGUUUAAGUUAUUUCAUUUACACUCUGAUACUCCCUGUUUUCAUUAAUACCCAGGGAUCUAAUUGGAUGCCUAUAGUCUUGUGAUAUUUUAUUAUUGUUGACAGUUUAUUCCACAUUAUUUAUCCCUUUUUCUUUCUAUAUAUCAGAUUGAUGAAGACAACAGGAAGGACAGCUGUUACCAGAUUCGCAGGGGUCGCUAUGACAAAAAGGUGCCAUUACGAAAAAUGUAUGCACUCACUAAAAAAUGUAAGUCGCUCUGGAUAAGAGCGUCUUUGGUCCAUAAACUGACUUAAACACAUGGUGUGAGUUGUCAUAUCAGGGUCGUUCCACGAAAAGAUUGCCUUUUGCGUCCCUUUGACAUUUUAAGUAGAAAUUGUGCACCAAAAUUGAAUUUAAAAAACCUGAAAAAUUAAAUUAAGUGCCCUUUAAUAUAGACCACAUAGAGAAUUCAAUAAAUGAAUAAAGACUUGUGCAAAAAUUCAGCAUUUUGAUAUGUCAUUUCGUGCACCCUCUGUGACUUCUAGGAAGAUUUUAACCCACUUAACCCCACAUUUCUCCAUGUUUUCACUAUUAUUGUAAAGCCCUAGUUAUUUUGCUGCUUUGACAAAGUCAUUUCUGAAGAUUAUUAUUUAUUUCAUGUGAUUAGAGAUUCAUUGAACAUCUGUCCCUCAUUUUAAAGUCAACCCUGUUACUUGAACUGAACUCUCGUUAAUAUGGUAUAACUAUUCCUUUUUCAAUAUAUUUUUGAAAAGAAACAUCAUUGAUUCAGAGGGGUUGGGUUAAAUGUGGAAGACAAAAUUUCAGUUGAAUGCAUUCAGAUGUGCAACUGACUAGAUAUCCAUUUUCCCUUAAUAGUCAAAUCAUAGUGUUAAAGCAGGUGAGCUGGUUCUACACUUUUUGGCAAUUUUCUGGUUUUGUGGUGGAAAACUGAGCGGGUCGAGCAUAACACGUUAACCCUGUUACCCAUAGAUAGACAGGCUAGAAAUAUUUGAACAAUUAAAAAAAUAUUGUGAUCAAUUGCAUUCAAUUGCAACCCCCUGUAAAAAAAUAUUGUGAUCAAUUGCAUUCAAUUGCAACCCCCUGUUGCACACAACAAGCUUCCUUUUCCCCUGUCACAACGGGAUUAUGGCUGAUUUAAGAUUAAAUCGUCAACCCUGUUACUUUAUUUGGCACUUACUAUAGUAAUAUUUAUAUUUAAUCUCUUGAGAUGGGGGAAAGUGUUUUUCAUGAAGUUGAAUAUGUGCUCUUUGUGACAGAACGUUAAAAUGAGGUGAAAUCAUUGUAUUUUUUACCAAGUUAAACUUCUUGAAAGGCACUGAAUUGGUGGAACGACUAACCAGUAACUACUCUCAAAGGCUGAUAUGGGCAUAACUUCUACUCUAUUAUUAUCUAUCUAUUAUUUUCAGCCCGUGAUCCUGAAGGAGCUGCAACACACAGACGGCAACUUCAGUGAGAUCCAGAGGAUCGAGCUCAACACUGUAAGGUUCUUGCUAGUGAUGUCACUUCCUCUCCCCCUCGUAGUUCCUCCUAACCUGCCGAUUCAAACAUUAGUCCAGUCAGCUGUCCACUGAUCUAGUGUCCAUUUUGAGUGUCUAUAUGGCCCGAACUCAGGGUCAACCCUAUAUUUGCUUAUCUUGAUGUGGUGUGAACAACAGAGGUUUGCGGAUUCGUGUAUGUGUGUUUUAUGGCUUUGUGGCCCUAUGGAGGAAUAUUUUAUCUACUUGUCAAUCAGAGGAGAUAGCCUAUGUGACCUUAUGUGAGCAACUAGGUGAUAAAAGUAGAGUGUGUAAAUGAGUGUGAGGAAGUCGAGAUCACCCAUGAUAUGAUGUCUUUCACAGUGACACCUUCUUUCUCUCUCUCUCUCUCUCUCUCUCUCUCUACUCUCUAUCUCUCUCUCUCUCUCUCAUCUCUCACCACCUCUCUCUCUCUCUCUCUCUCGCUCUCAUCUCUCUCUCUUCUCUCCCUCUCUCUCUCUCCCUCUCUGUCUCUCUCUCUCUCUCUCUCUCUCUCUCUCUCUCUCUCUCUCUCUCUCUCUCUCUCUCUCUCUCUCUCUCUCUCUCUCUCUCUCUUUCUGCUUCUCUCAGCUCCUGUGUAUUGACUACUACAACCUGACCAAGUUCUAUGGCACGGUGAAGUUUGAGUAUGGCCUGUUUGGAGUGUUUGAAUUCUGUGAGAGGGGAUCCCUGAGGGUAAGAGGAUUGGCUGAGAGCAUUACUUUAUGGUGGGAAUCAGUGGCCUGCUUUCCACCCACAUAUCUUUAUUGUGCAAUGAUAAGCCAUUGACAUUUACACACAUAUUGUUUACAGGACUCCUUUACAGACAGGGCUUGGGUCACAAUCACAGUUACAUUCACUCAGAUUUCAAAUACCCUACCAGGAAGAAACAAAAACACUCAAGCAUAAACGGAACUGCAGUAAACUCUGUCAUUCACUGUCUUUACAGUAUGUCCUUAAUGACACAAUCUCCUAUCCUGAAAACACCUUCAUGGACUUGGAAUUCAAGAUAUCAGUUAUGUAUGACAUAGCUAAGGUAAGUUUAUGUAGUUUGGUUGGACUAUGUGUUUACUGUGGGCAAAUGCACUCAAAUUGUAAUAUGGUGUAGUCCAGUGGAUCCAAACUUUAUCGCUUACUGUACCACCAACUGAAUUUUGCUCUGCCCAGAGUAUCCCUGUGCAUUUUACCAGUAAACCUAUGGUCUCAUGAGUCUUCUCAAGUACCCCCUGUGGAUAGGCCAAGUACUCCCAGGGGUCCUAGUACCCCUGGUUGGGAACCACUGGUGUAGCAUACUGUAGCUGUGUGUGGCUCGCCCUGGUGGCGGUUUCAGGGCAUGUCCUACCUCCACUCCAGCAACAUUGAGGUCCAUGGCCGACUGAAGUCCUCUAACUGUGUGGUGGACAACCGCAUGGUGGUCAAAAUCACAGACUUUGGCUGCAACACCAUCCUCAGCCCCUGCAAAGGUGAAGCCCGCUGCCCAUUUUUUCCCUUAAAGCAAAUGAUUCAACCUGAAAGUAUUAUGCCAUGAAGUUAGUAAAAAACCCAACCAGGGGAGUAAUUUGAUAUCCCACUCUGGUCCCUCUCCUUUCUGUCAGACUUGUGGACGGCUCCAGAACACCUCCGGAAGCAGGGGAUCUCCCAGAAGGGGGAUGUCUACAGCUUUGCCAUCAUCGCUCAGGAGAUCAUACUGAGGAAGAAACCCCUUCUUCACCCAGGCCUGCUCCGACAUUGCAGGUAACAACGGUCUGGUGGCUAGAGUCAGAGUCAUGCAGAACACUUUUUAGCCAUGGUAAAAGUUAUCAAGUUUUUUAUGUCUAUGCAUCUCACACUGGUAAUUUAACAGUGGCUCCUGCUGGCCAUUACAUGUAAAUACAACGUCUGCUCACUAGGGAUCACUGUCAUCAAUUACCAUUCUAGGGAUUUUGCAAAAGGAGAGUGAAAUUCUUAUUUUUUUACUGUAAAUGAGGAAAUGGCUGUGAUGAGAUUUGUCAAUUGAAUUCCCCUUUCCUUCCUCCCCCAGAGAAGCUGUACAUGUUGCAGUACCCAAGUGGGACUGGCUUCUUCAGGCCAGAUCUAAACUUUGAGACAGCAGCAGUAAACGAGGCAGAGAUACAAGGCCCCUCAUAGCAUUUCUCACAUACGCAUGCAUAUCUGUGUUAGUUUGUAUGUAUGGUUGUCAUUGUACGUGUCUACUGCAGCUUUACAUGCUGAUAAAGAACUGCUGGGAAGAGGACCCGGAGAGGAGGCCAGACUUCAAGAAGAUAGAGGGAUCUCUGGGUAAGAUAUUCAGGUAAGCCCAGUACUGUAUGAGAGUGAGUGAGAGAGUGUGUGCACUAUGUGUGAGUUUGUGUGUGUGUGUGUACAAAAUUAGUAGUCUUGUGAAAUGCCUGAUAUUCCACAUCUACACUGAGUGUACAAAACAUUAAGAACCUUCCUAAUAUUGAUUUUGUCUUACCCAUUCACCCUCUGAAUGGCACACAUACACAAUCCAUCUCAAUUGUCUCAAGGCUUAAAAAUCCUUCUUUAACCGGUCUCCUCCCCUUCAUCUACACUGAUUUAAGUGGAUUUAACAAGUGACAUCAAUAAGGGAUCAUAGCUUUCACCUGGAUUCACUUGUUCAGUCUAUGUCAUGGAAAGAGCAGGUGUUAUUAAUGUUUUGUACACUCAGUGUACAUUCAGUCAAUCAAAACCCUUCUUACAUACCAAAAGCCAUGGUAUGUUGACAGCUGCUUUGUGUUCAACAUACAAACGUUUUAGAAUUUUAGAGUUCUAUCAAUUCUUUAUUCAUACAAAAGUUGGAGUGAUAAGCAAUCUCCAAUUUGGAUUUUUCCCUGGUUAAAUAAAUGUUCUGAGCUAUUGGGCCCUUUUAUCAUCCAAAAGUGGUAUGUACUAUGCAACGUUUUAUACAAUUUAGCAUCAUAGAGAUAUGGUUAUUUGUUUCCAUGUUCCACAAUCGUUCAGCAACCUGCACAACCAGGCUAAUGAGAGCUACAUGGAUAACCUGAUCCGCCGGCUGCAGAUGUACUCCAGGAACCUGGAGCACCUAGUGGAGGAGAGGACCUAUCUGUACAAGGCUGAGAGGGACAGGGCUGACAGACUCAACUUCCUGCUCCUGCCAGCGUAUGUCAUGCAUCCCAGCUCAACCUUAACCCUAACUCUAACACAAGCUUCAUGUCCACAUCCUGGCUCAACCCUAACCCUAGCUACAACCCUAACCUUAACCCUAACCUGAGCUUUAUGUCCACAUCCUGGUUCAACCCUAACAACCCUAACAACCCUAAUCCUAGCCUUAAUGCUGAACCCUAACACACCUGCCAGCCUAUUUAGCCUUUGGAAGCCAACAGAACGAUAAGGAAUCGCUCAGCUUAACCUCCCGUACCCCUGCUUCUCUCCUCAGCCCAGUGGUGCGUUCCCUGAAGGAGACGGGCAGUGUGGAGCCAGAGCUGUUUGAUGAGGUGACGGUCUACUUCAGCGACAUUGUGGGCUUCACCACCCUGUGCCAGUACAGCACGCCCAUGGAGGUGGUGGACAUGCUCAACGACAUCUACAAGAACUUUGACAGGAUCCUCGACCACCAUGAUGUAUACAAGGUAGUUGGGACUGAGGCUUGACAUGUUCACAUACUAAAACAGAAUCAAUAGUACUGGAAUAGAAUGUUAAUAGAAUGAGAGAGUUGAGUGGGGACAACAGUUUUCAUAUGAAAUAUGAACGUUACUAUUGUAUUCAGAAAACAUUUCAGAGGGUCAUCGUCUCUUCCGCUCUCUCUGCCAGGUGGAGACGAUCGGUGAUGCGUACAUGGUGGCGUCGGGGUUGCCGCGGCGGAAUGGCAACCGGCACGCAGUGGACAUCGCCCACAUGGCCCUGGACAUCCUGGCUUUCGUAGGGACCUUCCAGCUCCAACACCUACCGGGCAUACCCCUGUGGAUCCGCAUCGGGGUGCACUCAGGUACCCCAUCUCAGCACAGUACAACUGGCCCAAACACAGUAGUUUGUAUAGAGCUGAACUUUUCCCACAAUUUAGUUUUAUUUUAAGUACAUAAUAUUGGGCCAAUACAGUCCUGUUAGCAACACUUUCACUGCCUGCAGUGUGUUUAGCUGUGUCACUGUGUCUGGUGUGUUUACAGGGCCGUGUGCGGCGGGUGUGGUGGGGAACAAGAUGCCACGUUACUGUCUGUUUGGAGACACAGUCAACACUGCCUCACGCGUGGAGUCCACAGGCCUGCGUAAGAGACAGCACACACAGACACCGACACAUCAAACAUAACCACUGGGAUGAACACUUACAUACAUGCAUUCUCCUCAGCUAUCACAGGCACAACUCCAUUCUAGCAGUGUAUAUUCAGCAUAGUUCGCCAUAGGAUGACACCUCUCAUGCUUCCUCUCCAGCACUAAGAAUCCAUGUCAGCCAGCCCACCAUAAACAUCCUCCAACGGACAGACUGCAAGUUUGAGUAUGAGCAGAGAGGAGAGACCUUCCUGAAGGUAAGCUGGGUUCAUAAAGCUAUGAGAAGGUUUUGUGAGUAUAGAGUUCAGAUCAUGCCAACAAUGUGUGUGUGUUUGUUAAUGUGUUACAGGGUAAAGGCAAUGAGAUGACAUACUGGUUAACAGGGAUGACAGGGACAGAAUACAACCUGCCAACGCCCCCGACAGCGUGAGUAGAAACCACCCAUCCUGAACUUACACGGUAUCUAUCACCCAUAUCUAUAGCAUUAUGUAUGUCAAACAAUCCACACAUCUUGUCCCUGGUUGUCUCCUCAGGGAGAACUUCCAAAGGCUACAGCAGGACCUGUCUGAAAUGAUUGUGUCCAGCCUGGAGAACAGAGGGCCGGGGACCAACGGCAUGGAGAAGAGGAAGACCCUCUCCACCAGAAACAGGAGGAGGGAGACCAACGGGAGCCGGGAGGACGGCCUGCCAGAGUACCUGCACCUGGCCAUCACAGACAUUCCCAGCACCUACCUGUAGUCACCCAGGACCAGACUGCCCCCUGUGGAGAUACAGGGCUCCUACACUCUGUCAAACGGUGACAGUGGAGUCAAGUAGCCUUAAAUUCACCUGAUACAAUAGCUAAGUAUAGCCUUAUACAUUUGGAACCUGACUAUUUUCCGAAUGACUUCAAAAUGGUUGUAAAAGACGUGGGGUUUCUGAUUUGAGCCUGAGAAAAGGUUAUUUGUGGGGGUCAAAAAUGAGCGCAAAAAUGGGUUGGGGGGGUGCAACCGCUUACCAUAAAAAUAGUUUGUAAUGGAGAUGCUUUAGGCAAAACCAAAACCAGUAAACCAAGGAACAGGAUGGUACUCCUCUAUUUUAAGAAGCCCCUGAAGAAAAUACAAAUAUGAGUGUUGCUGCAUUUUCUCUGCAAUCAACAAUGAACAAUUGUUCAAAACAAUAUCACUGAUUAUCACUGAAGCGCAAUAAUAAUAAUAAUAAUACUAAAGCUUAAUAUUGGCAUCAAUAACAUGAUGAUUACAUCUUAUAAAUGAUGUAUACACACAGUGUUGGGUCAUAGUUUCUCAUUGUAAUCUCAGUGCAUUUUAUUGGUUCAUAGUUUCUCAUUGUAAUCUCAGUGCAUUUUAUUGGGUCAUAGUUUCUCAUUGUAAUCUCAGUGCAUUUUAUUGGUUCAUAGUUUCUCAUUGUAAACUCAGUGCAUUUUAUUGGGUCAUAGUUUCUCACUGUAAUCUCAGUGCAUUUUAUUGGUUCAUAGUUACUCAUUGUAAUCUCAGCGCAUUUUAUUGGGUUAUAGUUUCUCAUUGUAAUCUCAGUGCAUUUUAUUGGGUUAUAGUUUCUCAUUGUAAUCUCAGCGCAUUUUAUUGAGUUAUAGUUUCUCACUGUAAUCUCAGCGCAUUUUAUUGGGUUAUAGUUUCUCACUGUAAUCUCAGCGCAUUUUAUUGGGUUAUAGUAUGCAAUGUGUUUUAAUCCUCAAAUUUGAUAGAGUCUGAAAUGCUAAUACGUCUUAAUUUUAAAGCCCCACUAUCUUUAUAGGGUUUCCAACCUUUAUUAGUAAAGUGUGUGCCCUGAAUUGAAACAAAAUAACUUUCUGUAAAUACAUGAGUAUACUUUUGUUUAACCAAAAACCUGCCUCUACAUCUCUGAGGUCUGAGAACCUCUUUCUUAUCAAAAUGUACUAUAUUGUAUAUGAGUGGGGGUAACAUUUCCACAUAAUAAGUUUGUGUUUUGUUGACUGUGAUGUGUCAAAUAUAUCCCCAAAUUAAUAGCAGUUCUCACCUUUACUUCUACAGUAUCUAGAAGUGAGUUAUAAAGUUAAUGUAAAUGUUAUUCUUCAUUUUUUCUCAUUAUAAAGUAACAUUUACAACUGGUUUAACAUUGACAUAUAUCGCCAAAUUGCAUAAUUUUGCUGCAUUUUAUGAAUUCCAUGUCAAUGUUUUUACACAUCAUACACAAAUGUACAGCACAAUAAAUAGCCAUAAAAUUGGCCAGAUAAUAAUAAUACCUUCAUUCUAAAACUACCAGCAAAGUCUACACAAGAGUUAAAAUAUAAAUAUCCUAUAACAGCCAUGUUAUUAUUGGAGUUAACCCAAUCUACUCAGAUUUGUCUUAGACAAUAUUUAAGUAUAGAAACACAAGUACAUAGUCGCCUCCCACAGUAUAGGCUUACAGGUUUGUCAUUAUGCCUACAUAAUCACACCUUUACAAAUGUAAAAAAGUACAUCUAAAUGACUAUAUUGUACCAACAAUACUGCAAAGAACAAGUCCUUUUGCUUGACAAUGGCCAUGUGGUUUUAUAUGUCAAAACGAUGUCCUCUCAGUCGGAGCAUUGCACAGUCUUGGUGGUCACCAAAGCAGCAUCCCCCAGCUCAGUGGCAGGAAGUGGGAUCCAAUGCUCCCUCAGACCGUUGCACAUGAACACGCCAGCGACCUCCCCAAGAGCGCCACACCCAGAGGCCCCGCUGUAGGUGGACGCCUCCUGCCUGAAGCAUGUUUGGGGCCCACCAUUCAGCUGGGGACAGGUUGUAGGUACCUCCUCUUCUCUCUCUACCACGGCUGCUGUACAGUCUCUCUCCACAGGCGGCAGGGCUUUAGCUGGAGGGUUAAGUCCUGCCUCUGGUUCACCUGGAGCAGAAACAAGCAUUACCCAGCAUUAUUCCUCCUAAAGAGAAAUCUACAUCAACAUGAUAAAGAAGACCUAUACCUCAAAUCUGAAUCAUUGAAUAAUUGGCAGCAAUUGGAUAGAGUUAAGAAGAAUGUUCUCUCGGAAAAGCAAAAUCAAGAAAUAUGUAUACAACAAUGCCGGCCCUCUACCCAUCACCCAAUUCCAAACAUUGUUAAGUUAAAUGGUUGUUCUAUGUCUUCUAGCUAGCUCAACACAGAGUGAACUGUGAGCAGGAGGGGUGUAAAUGAGGGCUGGUAUUCAGGGCAUGUAUCCCCGUAUGUAAUGGAGCUAACCUAGUAAUCUCAUUACCGUUCAGUGGUGUAUUUUUUUUUUACUCACAUGUAGUAGCAACUGUUGCCAUUUGGGUGUUUUAUUUGUGUGUGUGUGUGUGUGUGUAAGUAUGAGUGUGUAGGUCAGGGGAAGAAUACAUUUUUGUCUCAAACAAGGUGUGUGUAAGUUUGGGUGAAAAUUUGUUCAAAAACCAGAAAUGUUCUGAGCUAUUGGGCCCUUUUACUCAAAGUGGUAGUCUAUGCAAUUUUUACAUUGCAUCAUAGAGAUAUGUUAUUUGUUUCCAUGUCCACAUCGUUCAGCACCUGCACACCAGGCUAAUGAGAGCUACAUGGAAACCUGAUCCGCCGGCUGCAGAUGUACUCCAGGAACCUGGAGCACCUGGUGGAGGAGAGGACCUUCUGUACAAGGCUGAGAGGGACAGGGCUGACAGACUCAACUUCCUGCUCCUGCCAGCGUAUGUCAUGCAUCCCAGCUCAACCUUAACCCUAACUCUAACACUAGCUUCAUGUCCACAUCCUGGUUCAACCCUCACAACCCUAACAACCCUAAUCCUAGCCUUAACGCUGAACCCUAACACACCUGCCAGCCUAUUUAGCCUUUGGAAGCCAACAGAACGAUAAGGAGUCGCUCAGCUUAACCUCCCGUCCCCCUGCUUCUCUCCUCAGCCCAGUGGUGCGUUCCCUGAAGGAGACGGGCAGUGUGGAGCCAGAGCUGUUUGAUGAGGUGACGGUCUACUUCAGCGACAUUGUGGGCUUCACCACCCUGUGCCAGUACAGCACGCCCAUGGAGGUGGUGGACAUGCUCAACGACAUCUACAAGAACUUUGACAGGAUCCUCGACCACCACGAUGUAUACAAGGUAGUUGGGACUGAGGCUUGACAUGUUCACAUACUAAAACAGAAUCAAUAGUACUGUUGUUAAUGUAGUAUUAUGCAACUGAAUGCAUUCAGGGUCAUCGUCUCUUCCUCUCUCUCUGCCAGGUGGAGACGAUCGGUGAUGCGUACAUGGUGGCGUCGGGGUUGCCACGGCGGAAUGGCAACCGGCACGCAGUGGACAUCGCCCACAUGGCCCUGGACAUCCUGGCUUUCGUAAGGACCUUCCAGCUCCAACACCUACCGGGCAUACCCCUGUGGAUCCGCAUCGGGGUGCACUCAGGUACCCCAUCUCAGCACAGUACAACUGGCCCAAACACAGUAGUUUGUAUAGAGCUGAACCUUUCCCACAAUUUAGUUUUAUUAUAAGUACAUAAUAUUGGGCCAAUACAGUCCUGUUAGCAACACUUUCAUUGCCUGCAGUGUGUUUAGCUGUGUCACUGUGUCUGGUGUGUUUACAGGGCCGUGUGCGGCGGGCGUGGUGGGGAACAAGAUGCCACGUUACUGUCUGUUUGGAGACACAGUCAACACUGCCUCACGCAUGGAGUCCACAGGCCUGCGUAAGAGACAGCACACACAGACACCGACACAUCAAACAUAACCACUGGGAUGAACACUUACAUACAUUCUCCUCAGCUAUCACAGGCACAGCUCCAUUCUAGCAGUGUAUAUUCAGCAUAGUUCACCAUAGGAUGACACCUCUCAUGCUUCCUCUCCAGCACUAAGAAUCCAUGUCAGCCAGCCCACCAUAAACAUCCUCCAACGGACAGACUGCAAGUUUGAGUAUGAGCAGAGAGGAGAGACCUUCCUGAAGGUAAGCUGGGUUCAUAAAGCUAUGAGAAGGUUUUGUGAGAAUAGAGUUCAGAUCAUGACAACAAUGUGUGUGUGUGUUUGUGUAUGUGUUACAGGGUAAAGGCAAUGAGAUGACAUACUGGUUAACAGGGGUGACAGGGACAGAAUACAACCUGCCAACGCCCCCGACAGUGUGAGUAGAAACCACCCAUCCUAAACUUACACUGUAUCUAUCACCCAUAUCUAUAGCAUUAUGUAUGUCAAAUAAUCCAAACAUAUUGUCCCUGGUUGUCUCCUCAGGGAGAACUUCCAGAGGCUACAGCAGGACCUGUCUGAAAUGAUCGUGUCCAGCCUGGAGAACAGAGGGCCGGGGACCAACAGCAUGGAGAAGAGGAAGACCCUCUCCACCAGAGUCAGGAGGAGGGAGACCAACGGGAGCCGGGAGGACGGCCUGCCAGAGUACCUGCACCUGGCCAUCACAGACAUUCCCAGCACCUACCUGUAG
This is a messenger RNA of Coregonus sp. 'balchen', 17946 nucleotides long. The record is from the annotation of a GenBank genome assembly. NCBI's taxonomy places the organism in Eukaryota, Metazoa, Chordata, Actinopteri, Salmoniformes, Salmonidae.